CUUUCGUGUGUGCAUCACCCUUCUCCAGAAUUUUGACCAUGCCUCGCUGGCACGUUAUUGGUAGAGUGAUGGCGGUCGCCGUCGGCUUUGAGGCAACGUCAAGUGGUGCGUUUUCGGUCGCACCCCGGAGGCGUUCGUCCCCACGAUCCUUCCCGUUGGCGGUACGGCCGUCGUCGACCACCGCGGCAUCCUUGCCGCAGACGACGCCGUUGCCGAAACACACGUUUGCCGGUAUGGUGGAACACGGAAUCCGCGAGCGCUUCGGAGACCAUGCCGAUCGCGUGAUUGAGUCCUGGAGACUUCUAGACCAGGACUACGAACACCAAGAAUUCGUCGGCUCCGGCGAUCCAGAAACGAGCAAUUGCCACCAGUGGGCGCAUUCCUACGUCCCGGGCUUGUCCAUCCAAGAGUUUUGGGAUACUGCGGAGUUUGGCUGGUGCCAAAGGCUCGAAUCCAAGUACAAGGCAAUCCGCAAGGAGUUUCUCGCCGUCACGGCGGACAUGGAACGGCUGACUAGGGAAGGCAACAACGUUUGGGCCGGUGCCUUGACGGAGGACGCAUCAAGCUACGGGGAAGGUUGGAAAACGUUGGUGCUGAUGAACCGGGGAAGAUGGGAUCCAGUCAACGUUAACCUCUUUCCCGUCACGUCGCAAGCAAUUCAUGAUUGUCAUGUUCCGGCCGCCGAAGUCUUUUUCGCCAGCAUGAAGCCCAACUCGGCCAUCCAAAGGCAUUCCGAUUUUACCAACUUUGUUUUGACCAGCCAUUUGGCUUUGGACAUACCGUACUCGGGCCAGAAUAAAUGUCGCUUAACGAUUGGGGAUACAACCCGCGAGUGGAUCAACGGACAAGUAUCCAUGUUCGACACGUCGCUCAUGCACGACGCGGUGAACGAGGCCGAUCAAACGCGAUACAUUCUCAUGAUGCGCGUAUGGCAUCCCGACCUGACCGAGGCCGAACGGAACGCUCUACAGUUCACCUUUGAUUGCUUGGAAACACCCGAGCUAGUGAGCGAGGAUCCCGGCCAGCGAUUCCUGGCGGAGCGGGAAGUGCAAGCCUCCCGAUCCUUUCCCCAAAUAAAGCGCGACGUUAGCCGCGUUGUAGGCUUUGGCGGCAAGGCGAAAGGAGGAGCAAAAAAGAAUAAGGCAAAAGCUAGCACUGGAGGAGGUCGUGGAUUCAGUUGAUAUUAUAGUUUUACCGAUAGUCCUAUAAUCGAUUCAGAAUCUA
Phaeodactylum tricornutum CCAP 1055/1 is the source of this 1224-nucleotide messenger RNA. RefSeq lists its product with no specific name. The record is from RefSeq and is a predicted model, not a curated record. Bases 39 to 1181 code for a protein of 380 amino acids. NCBI's taxonomy places the organism in Eukaryota, Bacillariophyta, Bacillariophyceae, Surirellales, Neidiaceae. The transcript has a single exon.